This is a messenger RNA of Aureobasidium pullulans EXF-150, 2573 nucleotides long. RefSeq lists its product as uncharacterized. The coding region runs from base 149 to 2443 and encodes 764 amino acids. Lineage: Eukaryota; Fungi; Ascomycota; Dothideomycetes; Dothideales; Saccotheciaceae. Gene Ontology annotation, molecular function: DNA binding; DNA-binding transcription factor activity, RNA polymerase II-specific; zinc ion binding. Gene Ontology annotation, biological process: DNA-templated transcription; regulation of DNA-templated transcription. The record is from RefSeq and is a predicted model, not a curated record. The transcript has 4 exons.
CGCGCUCUACAUGUCGAGGCUCGAGUCUUCUUGAGUUUUCCGUUGCGUAGCAAUCUACCGAGUCGCUCGUGUCGCGUCAUCGACCAAUUGUCGACUUCAUUGAAUCUACAAGAAUUUCUGCCGCCAGCGACAGGUCAAAUCCGCCUGCAUGGACGACCAGAUGUCCAGCUAUCCUGAGCCGGACAGCCAACAACAUUACACGCUGUACCCGGCUCCAGGCCAGCAGCAAUUGUUGGACCCUGCGCAACAGGAACAAUUGCAAUUCAGCCAACUCGGCCAGCUUGGACAAGCCAUCUACCCUAAGGCCGAAGGUGAGAUUGAUCCGAAUGCGCCAAAUCACAUCGAACAGCGCAUCGAGCAGCUGCAGCAACAACCACCGCAUUCCCAGCCCCAGCACCAGCACCAGCACCCGCUCCAACACCACGAACAACAUCAUGAUCAGCAUCAACACCAACAGGCGCCACUCGCACCACCUCCACCUCCACCGACUGCCCAACCACAAGGUCCCCAAGUCCAAGGGGAGACUCCUCAGAAGGCCAAUCGUUUGCGCAAAGCAUGCGACUCUUGUAGUAUUCGCAAAGUAAAGUGUGAUGAAUCCGGCCCGCCAUGCAGAGCGUGCGCUGCCCUUGAUAUACCCUGCACCUUCGAGCGUCCUAGUCGCCGCCGUGGUCCGCCGAACCGUCACGCAGAAGCAAUCAAGCGUCGCCGCCUCGAGGAGUCGCCUCACAUCAGUGGCCAGUCCACGCCCUCAUCUCCUACCCACGCCGCUCAAGCCCUAGCUGCUCUUUCCUCUCAUCCGUCUCAUCCUCCCAUCUCGGCCGAAUCCAUCUGCGACAUCCAAACGUUGGACCUGCUUGUUAACGACUUCUUCACCUACGUCCACCCGCUAUGCCCAUUCCCACACGAGCCCAGUUUCCGCGAAGCCUGGAAGAGAAGGGAAGAUUAUAACAACCGUGCUUUCCUAGCCUUGCUGUCGUCAAUGGUCGCUGCUCUUGUGGCCUCGUUCCCACGAAAGCCCAGAUUACAUCUCAAGGCCCAGCGAAGAGAUCUAGAAUUCCCCAACCACAUGACGCUCGUCUUGAAAUGUCAGAAAGUCUGCGCUGAUGCUAGAGGGCCUGGCUAUCUCGAUAGCGAAAAUCUGAGUGUUCAUGAUGCCGCAACCAGCUACUUCCUUGGUCUCGCUGCCUGUUACACAUUCAGAUGGCGUCAAUGCCGCUUAUACUGGAGUGAGUGCCUGACCAUCAUCAGGGCUCUUGGAUUGCACAAGCCGACUGAACAAAACUUCACGCGAUUGGGAAUGUUGCCAGCCGCUGUUGGAUCGAAUGGUCCGAACGUCGAAGGUAACCGUGACGAUGUUCUUGACAACAUCACUCUAGAGAUGGGCAGGAGGAUCUUCUGGACCAUGUUUGUGAGCUCAAAGACAAUUCACCAGUGUGGGUCUGCCUUCAGCGAACUCGUCAUUCCGCCAGAGACUCCGUCCAUGCCCUACCCUCCUUUGCCUGUCGAGGUCGACGACUUCUGUAUCUUCCCUGGACACAUCGAGCCGCAACCACCAGGUCUUGUUCCUAUGAUUGCUGGUUUCAAUGCCAAUGUUCGCAUCUUCAUGUCGUACAGUCCUCUUUCAACCAUGGAGCUGGCUUGGGGUAUAGAUGCAUUGGUUGACAUUGAUCGUCAGAAGAAGGUUCUCCGUGAUUCGCUAGAGAGAUGCAAGUCGGCAAUUAGAGAGCUGCCGCCUGUACUCGUCAUCUGGCCAACUGACAACAACCCCUUCGCGAACCACAACGGAAAUGAGCUGGGCCUUGAUUUCUCGAAUACAUCGUUUGCACGCGAUCCAGCAACCUUGAACCCCAAUACAGUCGAUGCCACGCCCGAAGAUCGUAGAAGACGACAGUACGAAAUUCAAAAAGCCAAUAUCCAUGGAAGCGGCCUUUGCACGCGAUCCUACAUUGUGGAAAAGUACUUCACUCUGAUCGAGGCACAGGCCAGAAGCAAGAUCCAGGCCGAGAAUGCCGAAUCCGGCCUGUCGACCGAGGUUGCUGCAGAGCUUGAUGGGUUGCUCUCAGGAAACGCGUCCAGUGCCGAUGCACUAGAUCGCGAGAUGUCAGAAGAGCGUGAAGGCAUCGUGAGAGAUUUGCUUUCUGUCCUGAGUAGUAUCGACAGGGUGAACAUGGAGCCAAACGCAGACAGUCUUACAACGAAGAUCCGCGUGGUGGCGAGCACGUUGCUCGAGGUACCCAAGUCGCGCAAGGGACAGGUGGCGCAACAAGCCGAGCAAUAUCUUGCAGCGUUCCUUGAGAUCUUGGUCAAGCUAGAGCGUGUUGAUGCAGGACACGAUGACCCUCACAAUGGCAACCCCGAGGAAGCAGAGUUGCGGCAUUGGGCAGACCUCCGUGAGUAUCAGCUCAAGUUCGCACAGCAGGGCGGAUUGUCAAGUCUUGGUUGACUAGCAGCGAACAAUGCUUAGAGAGGUCAAGGCGUUUCUUGGGAAGAGGAGUCAUGGGUAGCAAGGUGUACAAGGAGCAAGUUGCUGAAGGCGGCGUGGAUUGUAGCUAGGCGAUGAAGCUGGACUGGCU